GUUCUAUUGAGAUAUAUACACCUCACUCCCCCGCCCGCCAUAUUGUCGUCAGACUACGUGGCUGUACCGCUGCUGUCGGCUACACUGGAAGGUUCGCGGUUCGGGACAUACACACGUCGCCAUGGCAGCAGGAGGAACACCGCUUAUCAAGGGUAUCAACUCCGGGGAAUCUCUUCUCAAGUUCAUCGACAGAGCUGUCCGGCCUGAUGCUGGGUACAUAGCAAAAUGUCAGGAACUUGUUGGGAAGUUCGUCAAAUUUCUGGACACCAAAAACGGACCCCUGAAUGUUAAUAAAAUAGUAACGGCCGGGCCGCUCGUGUCGGGCACCGCAGUCAGGGGAAGGGCCGACAUCGACGUCAUCAUCUUCCUCAACGGCUACAGCGGCGUCAGGGAUCUCAGUAGAGACAUCAGCAACGUGCUACGACAUCUGAAGACCUUUAUUGAAACAGACGUCACUUGGGCCAAGAGCCUUGUGUUUAAGGCGAUGACACCACAAUCUGUACAGUUUCUUCUCAACGUGGGCGACUGCGACUUCGAGCAUACAGUCGACCUACUCCCGGCAGUGGAUAUCUCGAAAACAAUGUCGCAGAGCGCCAUCUACGAGGAGAUGAAGGAUCAGGCAGACAUUCGGAGGUUCUACAGCGUCAGUCUCGCCGCCUUCAAUUUCCGCUUCCUCCAACAGGUGCCCGCCAAAGUCAAAGAUCUCAUCAGACUCGUCAAAUACUGGCAAAGGGUGGAGGACGUGCCUAUUGGGAGCUGUUUCAUCGAGACACUGGUGGUUGCAGUCUGGCGGGAAGACCACAAGCCUCAAAACUUUGAUAUGAACAAGUACCUACGACAGGUGAUGCAGCGUUUGUCACAGAUCAAGACUCUCGCCGUCGUCAUCGAAGACAACUACAACCACCGUUUGUACAGAAACGACCUGAAGGCCCCAUACCUGCUCGACCCGUGUAACCCCUACAAGAACACGGCGCCCUCUAUCGGCGACAUUCACAUUGUGAAGAAGAAGGCGGACGCCCUCCUCGGAAGCCUUGCAUGAGACAGAAGCUGAUACAACCAGACCAGCAGAUUAAACGCCGGGUCGAUUCAAGGACAGUUUAUGGACCAGUGUUAUCCAUAUAUUGAUUGACUGAUUCGGUAGCUGAGUGAAAAUAUCGGAAUUUCUCAUAUAAGCUCCGUAUAUAACUAGCUGAACUUCUGCAACACAUCACUCGGUCGAAAUCAAUGGGUCCAUUUAACAAUAUCGAGUUAUCGGGCUUUCAAGCCAAGCCUGUGCUCAUUUUGUUUUUUACAUGUUGAACGGAUUAAACAAACAGCAUAACAUAAUACUAAUAUGUCGUGCUGACUUAACAGUGUUCCGUAUAAAUAUUGAUACCAUGUGAGAUAUGUAAGGACGGACUCCAAUUUGGCUGUAUAUUAUACCGAUCACAUCAAUACAAAAGGGUCUGCAAUCCGCUAUGACAAGUCAACAACUGUCAUACGGCUGGUUGUGUGAGUGAGUGCAUUUGUUUUAUGCCGCUCUCAACAGCACUUUCAGAAGAAAUUCCUUUCAUCGUUUAAGUUUAAGACCUUGCCAUUUUGGGGAACCCACAAUUGCGGCUAUGGUGCUGGAAUAUUAGAGCGAAUAUCGAAUAAGCACUAAGAAACGGCAGAGCGUGUCCAACUAACACAACUCCCAACAUGGUGAUUAGACUCCCCUGCCACAAAUGAUGAUCAAGGAACUGGGUGACGACCCAUGGUUCCUGCCAGUAUAACAGCAGGUAGGGCACCUUCGACGCUGACGCAAUGUGACGCAAAGUGACGGUCUUCAUAUGAUCCGAGUCAACACUUACGUCAUAUUAUAUGUGUAUUAAAAAUGAAUGUUAUAUUAUGCUGCCGUAUUCAGGUACUGUAAUAAAUGUAUAUGGAAGUG
Haliotis rubra (blacklip abalone) is the source of this 1912-nucleotide messenger RNA. Its product is annotated as 2'-5'-oligoadenylate synthase 3-like. Gene Ontology annotation, molecular function: 2'-5'-oligoadenylate synthetase activity; double-stranded RNA binding. Lineage: Eukaryota; Metazoa; Mollusca; Gastropoda; Lepetellida; Haliotidae. Gene Ontology annotation, biological process: regulation of ribonuclease activity. The transcript has 6 exons. The record is from RefSeq and is a predicted model, not a curated record. Gene Ontology annotation, cellular component: cytosol; nucleoplasm; membrane. The coding region runs from base 122 to 1039 and encodes 305 amino acids.